Molecule: messenger RNA, 1101 nt
Organism: Nasonia vitripennis (jewel wasp)
Lineage: Eukaryota; Metazoa; Arthropoda; Insecta; Hymenoptera; Pteromalidae
Gene: SP122
Product: serine protease 122
Exons: 4
Coding region: 16-882 (288 amino acids)
Biological process (GO): proteolysis
Molecular function (GO): serine-type endopeptidase activity
Source: RefSeq, marked validated
GCAUCAGUCUUCAAGAUGACUUCCAAGCUUAUUGUCCUCGCCUGUCUCUUGGCUGUCGCACACUCGCGUGUGAUCGAUGUAUUGCGUCGAAACGGCCACAUCAGUACCCGGGUAAUAGGUGGUCACGACGCCAAACCCGGCGAGUUCCCUCACCAGGUGUCCCUGCAAUUCGGCAUCCCGGAAGUCAUGCCUUCGACCCACUUCUGCGGUGGUAGCAUCCUGAACGAACGCUGGAUCCUGACGGCGGUGCAUUGUCUGGAGGCCAUGGACGAAAUAGGUUACUUGGGUCACUUCGUCGUCAAGGCUGGUAAACAGAACAUAAGUCGAGUCGAGGAGACCGAGCAAGUGUCCUUCGUUGAGAAGUACUUCAAGCAUGAGAAUUACACGGGAACCGAAGAAGAACCAGGUACCUCCGACAUCGGCCUCAUAAAGCUCAAGACACCUCUGAAACUGAACGAGCGAGUGGCCAAGAUAGCCCUUCCCAAGAAAGACAGUGAGCCCACAGGCCAGGCAAUUUUGUCCGGCUGGGGUGCAAUCAGCGAUAACGGUGAAAAUCAGGAUCAUCCCCAGAUCCUCCAGACGGUCGACCUGCCAAUAAUCAGCCGCAAGGAAUGUCGUCAGGCGAUAGCGACAAUCAUUCCAGGAACCGAAAAUCUCGUGGACGAAACCAACGUUUGCACUGGACCACUCACCGGAGAACACUCCGCUUGCAGCGGUGACUCGGGUGGUCCGCUGAUAGUGAAGAACAAGAACGGCGUAGCUAAGCUCGUCGGAAUAGUGUCCUGGGGCAUGUCUCCUUGCACAGCACCAGGUGCACCGUCUGUCUACGUCAGGGUUUCUCACUUUAUCGACUGGAUCACGCAGAAGAUGACCAGCAACUAAAUUACAAUGUCAAUAGAAGAUGACAACAGAGGCUAUAAUUAAUUCGUAUUAUUAAGCGUAUCGACGCGAUUAUCCAUCAAUUAUUUCUGACGUAAUCUAAUCGAUGAUUCACAGCUUUACACUUGAGAUUAUCUGAACGAAUCAUAUAGAAAUGUAUAACUACACAACUUACUCAGAUGUAAACACCCACAUUAAAAAAAUAAAAUAUGUUUUACUAAA